This is a messenger RNA of Mucor velutinosus, 2013 nucleotides long. RefSeq lists its product as uncharacterized. The transcript has a single exon. The record is from RefSeq and is a predicted model, not a curated record. Gene Ontology annotation, molecular function: protein binding. The coding region runs from base 1 to 2013 and encodes 670 amino acids. NCBI's taxonomy places the organism in Eukaryota, Fungi, Mucoromycota, Mucoromycetes, Mucorales, Mucoraceae.
AUGCCUAUCAACAUACCCAAUCUCUUAGAAGGCAAAAUACUAACAGGUGUGCUACCGCCCGAGAAACAGCCUCCCAUACAGUACUUUCUGCCCCAGCACAAUCAACCUGUAUUAAUUGACAUUGAAUCAUGUAUUGAUGAUCCCUCACUCGCUCCCUUGGGUAGCCAUGUCAAGAAGCAUGUGAGGAGAAAGAAAUCACACAAGAAUACUGGGCAAGUCUAUCUAGAACCCAAGCAAAAUCGACAAGAUGUUACAUCAUCUACUGCAGGCAUCGUUAUGCUAAGAAGAAGAGGCAUGGAAACCAACCAACUAGCACAAGAACUGGACAGUCUGUUGCUACCUUCAUUGACGCCUUACCUCAAAUCGAAGUUUUCGACCAACAAUCAGUAUACAACACUCGUCGAAUUGGACAUUUCUAGAAACAAAUUAACUCGGUUACCCAGCCAAAUUGGUCAAUUGGAGCAUCUACGUAUAUUGAAUGCAACCUCGAAUCAGCUCACGGAAAUACCAAAAGAGUUGUUUGCUUUGAAGGACCUACAAGUCUUGACUCUGUCGCAAAACCAGAUCACAGUUAUACCCGAAGACAUGCCCCGAUUACUGCCACAUCUUGUUACUUUUCGAAUUGCUGCCAAUGCCAUCACCUCUUUGCCCAGCAGAUUGGAUUUUUGGAUUCAAAUGCGUCAUUUGCAAUUAGGCUCUGUUUAUGGAGGCAACAGGCUAGUUCAAUUACCCGACAGUAUCACAGAAAUGCCUGCCUUGGAGGAAUUAGAUGUGUCUUACAAUCAGCUCCGCAUGCUCCCACAUGAUCUCGAGUUGCAAACAUUGCAAAUAUUGAAUGUUUGCAGUAAUCAACUGGAUUUUAUACCAAAAUCAAUUGCUCGCUGUUACCAACUCAAAUCUUUGAAUCUCUCAAAGAAUCAUCUUACAAGUCUACCUGCUGAUUUGGUCAACCUCAGAAAGUUGGAACUAUUGGAUAUCAGUGAAAAUCUAUUGUGCAUCAUGCCAGCCGAGAUUCUGGAAAGGAUGCAAUCUGCAACACUGCUCAUCACUGGCAAUCCUCUCACAAGACCAGGCCAUUGUGACCAAAGACAGUCGAGUCAAGACGCUUAUGCUCGCAUCCUCAAGCAAAUGACGAGGCGCGGAGUUCCUCGUUCAUCACCUGCUGUUUCCCCUUCUGUUUCCCAUACAACAAUUACACGAGAGCAAUGUGGUCCAAGGGGUAUGGGUUGCCUACCCACCAAGCCAUUUUCAUCAACAUCCGCAUCUUCAUCAUCGUCCUCUGUUUUGAUCAAUUCCUACUUUCCAUUUGUACCAACCUCGUCAUCACCAUCUUCCUCGUCAUCUUCUUUGUCCUCCUCCUCCUCCUCCUCCUCCUCAGCAUCGCCACCCUCAAUACCAAUUGCUGUUUCUCCUCCUCAGCCUCCUUCACCAAUACCUGCAAAUCCCUCCGAUGAUCUCACUCAUACCACUACACCGCCUUUUCAUUUAGUACACCCCCAUCAAGAUGAAGAUGCCUCCAUUGACCAAGAACUAUCCUACCAUGCUCAGCAACUCAACAUUGAUGGCUCUCGGCCCAUCAUUCGACCACCCAUCGCUGAACAUCACUUGAUUGGCACGUCUCGAUCCACUAUUGUGCAAGAUUCUACAACGACGUCGUCACAAUAUGUGCUCGUUGAUUUCCCUAGAGAAUCACCGUUACCCACCGAAACAAAGCUUUUGCAUUCGCUGCGAGAAAUUGCAACAAGAACCAUUCUGCGUCAUGAUAUGGAUGUACCGUUGGACUGGCUUCCACUGCAUCUAGCUCAGGAUAUAUCUGGUGGAAGAAACAAAUGCCGCUCUUGUAGCUACUGCCAAGGCCCCUUUGUCAACGAAUGGGUUACUUCUGUUCAGGUCAAGAGUUUUGGUGGCCAUCCUGCUGUGGUGAGAAGAGUCAGAUUUUGCUCGACGCAAUGCUGGUUGCAAUGUUUACCUAAAGAGCAAUCCAAGUCUGUCAUUUGUGUUCAUCAUCAGUAA